Molecule: messenger RNA, 1465 nt
Organism: Hibiscus syriacus
Lineage: Eukaryota; Viridiplantae; Streptophyta; Magnoliopsida; Malvales; Malvaceae
Exons: 2
Coding region: 36-1211 (391 amino acids)
Source: RefSeq, a predicted model, not a curated record
UCGCUCACUAUCUUGGGGCUUUUUCAGAAGGCAAGAUGUUGGGAACUAAGCUAAAAGAACUUUUGUUUGGUAGAGAUACCACCUCUAGGGUAGGGGAUAGUGUUGCUAUAAAUGUGGAUAAAAGUACAACCAAGCUCUCUGUCCCCAAUAACUCUAUCCAAUUAACAGAAGACCUAAAAGGAGCAGAAACCCAGUCCAGUGGGGGGAAUAUUGUUGCUAUAAAUCUGGAUAAAAGUACAACCAAACUCUCUGUCCCCAAUAACUCUAUCCUAUUAACAGAAGACCUAAAAGGAGCAGAAACCCAGUCCAGUGUAGGGAAUAGUGUUACUAUAAAUCUGGAUAAAAUUACAACCAAGCUCUCUGUCCCCAAUAACUGUAUCGAAUUAACAGAAGACCUCAAAGGAGCAGAAACCCAGUCCAAUGUAGGGAAUAGUGUUGUUAUAAAUCUGGAUAAAAGUAAAACCAAGCUUUCUGUCUCCAAUAGCUCCAACCAAAUAAAGAAGAUCCAAUUAACAGAAGACCUAAACGGUACAGAAAAUCAAAGUAAAAAACAGUUUGUUGUUCAGCAUGGCUCCCAUCAAACAAGGAAGAGGCAUUCUACAGGCCUGGAUGAAUCCAAGGGUGUUAAACAAUGGAAAGGAGAACAUCUUGGGGGCAAGAGGACAGGAGUGCAGUUCAGGGAAGUGAUUGAGGAACACCUUAAACCUCUACCAAGCAUUCACUGGAAAGGGAAAGAUCCGGAGGCUAAAAGGAAGGAAUGGCAUAAAUUUGGUGAAAGUAGGGGUCAUUUAUCCACUCAUUUUGUACCCCUUAAACCUCUACCAAGCAUUCAAUGGGAAGGGAAAGAUCCAGAGAAUAGCAGGAGGGACUGGAAAAUUUUUGGUGAAAAUAGGGGUCAUUUAUCCACUCAUUUUGUUCCACGACCACAAGCUUCUUAUAGUAUCCCUCUUUCUCAUAGUUUAGUUAGCUCAACAUCCCAUGGUCCAGUCAUGCUUCCUACUAUUUCUGUUCCAAACUUAUCAAGUUUUCAAGGGUUAUGCAAUCCUGUCCCACCACCACCAUCAGGACGCUUUUUUUCAUUAUUGAAUUCUCUAGGUGUUGAUAUAUCACAUAUUCAGAGCACUCCUGCUCCAAUACCACCUAGUGGACCAACUCAUGGUCAACAUGCUCAACAUCAGCCACACUCAAUGCAAAGGAUACUGAGGAGAUAGGUUCUUUCCAUCACCCUAAAAAGCCACAUCAAACUAAGACCCAAAUGCGAAAUCAAAAGCUUAAAAUUAGAAGUAAAUAAAUUGUAUCUAGAACCCUUAUCACUAGAACCAUGGUUGAAAGAACUGGAUCAGAGGCCAAUGGUGUGAUCUUUCCCUAUCCAAUCAAUUCUACCUGAUUGGUUUAUUUGUCAAGUAAGUUUGAGUAAAUAAUGAAUAAAAACAUGUAUUUGGCUUAGUGGUGCAAUUUCGAAGAU